AUGUCCGAUAUCACGUACGAGAACGGUUCACCGACAUACACCGGUAACACCGUCCUUAAGUGCUUCAGAGAGAAUGGCAACGGCCUCCUCUUUCGCAUCGUCAAUGAUGAGGAGAAGAAAUGGGCAUUCUACAAUGAUACCAAGGACUACAACAUGGUGGUGAAAGUUGCUUUCGGUAAGGACAGCACUGUUCAACCCCUUGGCAACACCAAGAUGGAAAAGGACACUGCUACUGGCGAAUUCAAGUGUGAGGUGAAAAUCGCCCCCCUGGCGACUGAAAUGUUCAUUGAGGGAGUGCCCAACGGAUACAAAAUAAGUUAUGAAGCCGAUCCUAUUCCCCAGUGGAAAUCCGUUCCCACCUAA
This is a messenger RNA of Trypanosoma brucei brucei TREU927, 363 nucleotides long. Its product is annotated as calpain-like cysteine peptidase, putative. The coding region runs from base 1 to 363 and encodes 120 amino acids. The record is from RefSeq and is a predicted model, not a curated record. NCBI's taxonomy places the organism in Eukaryota, Euglenozoa, Kinetoplastea, Trypanosomatida, Trypanosomatidae. The transcript has a single exon.